AGCAGAAAUUCCUCUCUCAAGAGUUUGGCAUUUCCUCUGAGCUCACACACACUCAACGGCUGCUCUCUCAUUUCACACAGCGCUCGGUAUACGAGAGAGGGGGAUUUUCAAACGUCUUGAAUGAGUGGACCUGUGGUGCUCAGCAAAGAAAACAUCAUCGUGUAAACUUUGCCUCUGAGUUUAGAGGAACUUUUAGAGAGUUUAGAACAGCGAGGAGAACUCGAGAUAGUCCUGAACAUCUGGGAGACUGACUCAGCAUGGGCUAACCACCCCCAUCUCAUGCCUGCAAGAGCUCAGAGGCCCUGGACUGGAACAGGAGGAUGAGUGUGUACACGCUAAACCUCAGGGUUUUCUGGCUUCUGGUCACUUGUGUCCUUGGCGUCCUACUGCUGCUUCAUCAUUUCGUCCUGCGAGGAUCUGACGAACGAUCUGAUGGCUGCUCUGAUCAGGGAACCGGAUCCAUCCCGCUCAUCAAGUACGUCUUUGCCUUUGCACUGUGUUAUUUCUUCAUCAGGUACUGCUCAUCUCAGCCUGGAACUACUAAACAAGGAAUUCAUGCCAUUGCUGGAAAACCUACGGGUCCUAAAAGGGAGUUGCUGGAGGAGCACUUUGAGAGACAUGUACGCCUUUCUCCACAUGUUCUCGGCCACAGCAAGGCUCAUGUGGCCAAGCUGGUGAGCGAGCUGGUGCGAGUCGGACGGGCCGAUGUACUUCCAGAGUCCUCUCUGGCGUUUCGCGGGGACUUUAUUCAGAUUGGGAGCUCGUACGAGGAGCACAAAGUGGGCUCGCCGGAUUGUUUUGACAUCCUGGUCCCGCUUAGGCUUCCCCGAGGGCUCAAACUGGAGCCUUGCAGGUACGGUGACAACCGUUGUGGUGCACCACUGAUCACUCUGGAGACGCCGCGUAAGGAGGAAUGGCCACGGCGACACAAAGUCUUCACGGAUGCCUAUCUGCGUUCAAACGGUUCACCGGGAGUCUACAGGUUGAGUCCGGACUCGGUGAUGCGCUGGUUUUACUGUGCAUCCCAGCGCUGCCUGUCAACCGUACGGUACCCAUUUGAGCAGCGCUGCUUGCUCAGCCUUUCUCUCACUGAGGGACAGCGUGUACAGCUUCACCUCACACCACGAUCCGACUACGUCUGCUGCCACAUCUCCAUGGGUGUUCGGCUCAUCCCGGCGCUUCCUCUGGGUGAUUCCGCCUUCUUGGUCGCAUGCCCCAGAGCUCAGCGUUCGGAAGACCUUUGGACGGUCUACUUCCCAAAGCAAGAGCAGAAGCUCCUUGGAUGGUUGAAAGCCAAACUUCCCACCAGCUCCUGCCAUCUCAAGUGCCUUCAGCUGCUCAAGGAAGUGCGAGACCUCGGCGGGCAAACGUUAGACCAAAAAGCCGGAGCCGAGUGGAAAGGGGUGCUUUCGUCCUACGUUCUGAAAACUGCCUGGCUACGUCUCCUGCUCAGCACGCCUUCUGAAGCCUGGGAAGACUGCCACCUGAUGGACAGGAUGGAAGAUCUGCUGCGUUUUCUAAGAGACGGGCUACAAACCAGGAGUCUUCGCCAUCUCCUCCUCGGUGGUGACAAAGGGCUACUACCCGAAACCGUCACAUUGCCAAAGAUCGUUAAGGAAACGGUGCCGUCUAACCUGUGGGCCGAAUUCAGCGCCGAAUCUCUGGACCUGGUCACUGCUCGGCUGUCCUACUCCUGGACUCAUCUGCCUCGUUUAAUCCGUCUCGGACGUCCACAGAGGACAACUCUGGGACGAGGGGUCCACUGUAAGCACAUCGACGCUGAAUAGGUGCUUUAUUUCCAAACAGGGUCUCAGGUGUACAUGUCUUCAAAUCUCAGUUAUCUGGCAUCUUGUAGCAUUAGGUGUGUUUUGCUAAAGUUGAGUGUAAUAGGAAAAUAUGACUUCAGAGAUGAAAAUAUGAGCAAGGGUUAUGUUUUUUAUCAAGCAGUAUUUUAAAAAGCAGUUUUUAUUCAUUGGAGAAAAUACAAGUACUGUAUAGAAUGCUGGUAGAAAUCCUUCUUAAUGUACUGUAUCUCAGAGGUCAUGAAGGUCAGAAAGUUUAGAACAGCUCCAAGAGACACUUUGCUGCUUGAAUUCAGGUCAUGGGCUAAAGAUUUCUAAAAAUAAUUCUCAUUGGUGUGUGUGUGUGUGUGUGUGUGUGCGCUCUCAACCAAAGACCUGUUCAGCUGCGUUUUACAGGUGAUAUAAUUUUCUACAUGUGAAAGAGCUGGUUGAGUUUUGUGUUGACUCAGAAACAUCAUGUGGGAAGGGGACAGUCAGAACAGGUUUAACGCCAGUGAGGUCACAAAUUUCCACACACACACACACACACACACACACACACACAAAACUCCACUGUUUUCCCCUGCAAUCUGAAGAAGACCUAUUAGCAGUGAGUAAUGUAACACAGUGUCAUCAUGUUAUGAGUGAUAUAUUCUCAACUGUGUCUCAACACUAAAGGGCAAAAACAUUCCCCUUAAGUAAUUAAUAAAUACUGUGUGUGUGUGUGUGUGUGUGUGUGUUACAGUAAAAUACUGAGUGAUGGGGUGGUGUGAUGAAGCGGAGUUUCUGUCCUCACCCUGAAGAUGAUUAUUUUCCUGUAAUAGCACCUGUAAAUGUUUUAUUCUUCUUAUGCCACUGCAAUUUGCCAACAAUUACAUUUUUUACACUUUUUAUCCAUUUAUUGUUACAGUUAAUGUUGUGAAAUGUCCAUGAAACGAGUUAGUUCCUGUUCUCACUUACAUUAUAGCAGCUAUAAUCAGUCGAUCCCUCACCAGCCUCUCUUUCUCUCUUUCUCGAAGUAAAUAAGACAAAAAAAAACAUGCAGCUUGUCAUAUUUUGUUACCGAGAAACUGCAAAGAAGUGUAAAUUCCUCUGUCCUGAAGAUGUUACAGCUUUAAGCUUAAAUGCAACUAUAAAUGGAUAGAAAGUACAACAUGUUGUUCUUUAAUAAAUAGGACAGUGUAAUUGUUGGGAAAUUGACGUGAUGUAAGAGAAAUAAAACACUCAGGGACGUGCUGUUAGUGGAAAAUAAUCAACUUCAGGAUGGGAACAGUAUCUCUGCUUCAUCUCACCACCCCGUCACUCAGUAUUUUACUGUAACACACACACACACACACACACACACACACACUGUUUUAUUACUUAUCUAAUAAGCAAUUAUCUUUGAAAAGAUAACCUGUACACGCUCUGAAGAGUUUAACCAUAACAUACAUUUGUUUAGUGCAUUAGUCAACAGCAGGGUCUGUUUGGACAUUCUGUAAAAGGAAACUGUACAAAUAGGCCUCACUUUUUACAACACACACACACACACACACACACACAUGCAUACACACACACACACAUGCAUACACACUUCUGAUCCCUAGAGAUACACCUCUACGGCUUGUUGCCAUGGAGACGGGGAUUUCACGCCGGGGUCACCAGGUGGGCGAGUCGCUCCGUCCCACUGUGACUCAUGAGCAAUAUUCUGAUAUUAUUUCUUCCCCCCAUUUUUUCCUUUCUUUCGCAAUCAUGACGGAUGUUUUGAGUUUUUUUUUUCUUUCUCUGUUUUCCACCUCAAACACGCCUGCACUCACGUACAGUGAGGAAUCACACUUUUCAGGACAUCUGAGUCAUAUAACAAGCUGAAUCUCUGUCUCUCCCACACACACACACACACACACACACGUACACACAUAUACACACACAUACACACACACGUUGCUCAACUACUCGAGUGAAGUUUUGUUUCACUUCACUUUACUUAAAAGCAGAACAGAAUCU
Molecule: messenger RNA, 3764 nt
Organism: Pangasianodon hypophthalmus (striped catfish)
Lineage: Eukaryota; Metazoa; Chordata; Actinopteri; Siluriformes; Pangasiidae
Product: inositol 1,4,5-trisphosphate receptor-interacting protein-like 2
Exons: 1
Coding region: 321-1787 (488 amino acids)
Source: RefSeq, a predicted model, not a curated record